Molecule: messenger RNA, 330 nt
Organism: Anopheles marshallii
Lineage: Eukaryota; Metazoa; Arthropoda; Insecta; Diptera; Culicidae
Product: endocuticle structural glycoprotein ABD-5-like
Exons: 1
Coding region: 1-330 (109 amino acids)
Cellular component (GO): chitin-based extracellular matrix
Molecular function (GO): structural constituent of chitin-based larval cuticle
Source: RefSeq, a predicted model, not a curated record
AUGCAGACCACGAUCGUUAUCCUGCUUUUCGCCAGCCUGCUGGCGCUUGGUUUCGCAGCACCCCGACCAGGGGCGGAGGAAAAGGAUGCCCAGGUGCUGAAGUACGACAACGACCACAACGGCAUCGACGGGUACAACUUCCAGUUCGACACGAGCAAUGGCAUCCAGCGGCAGGAACAGGCAGAGCUGAAACAGUUUGACGAUGAAAAUUCGGCCCUUGUCGUCCGUGGGUCCUACUCGUUCACCGCUGAUGAUGGGCAGGUGUACACGGUCAACUACGUUGCCGACGAGAACGGAUUCCAGCCGGAAGCACCACAUCUUCCGAAGUAA